Neurospora crassa OR74A is the source of this 4820-nucleotide messenger RNA. RefSeq lists its product as hypothetical. Gene Ontology annotation, molecular function: metal ion transmembrane transporter activity. The coding region runs from base 582 to 3275 and encodes 897 amino acids. Gene Ontology annotation, cellular component: membrane. The record is from RefSeq and is a predicted model, not a curated record. The transcript has 5 exons. Lineage: Eukaryota; Fungi; Ascomycota; Sordariomycetes; Sordariales; Sordariaceae. Gene Ontology annotation, biological process: transmembrane transport; metal ion transport.
GACAUCGUCACUAGAGGUAUUUGGGCACCAGUUUGGCCUAGACGAGGCAUGUCCAAUGAUUGUUGUUUACUGCGUAUUCCCUACGCAGAUCCAAAGCCACACGAUUUCCAUGGAACUUGGGGGUACGAGGCCUCUUGACCGAGACCAACGUGGAAAAAUGGAAAGGCAAGGCACGAAUGCGCCGAGCCGUAGCACAACGGGGAAACAACACCCAACCCUCUUCCUUAGCGAGACCAAGCCAACACCGGCCAUCCAAUCGUUCAGUUACAUACAUCUACGUUCUACAUCAAGUACACUAGGACUGCAGCUCAGCUUUCGCAAGGCACAUCACAGACAUAUCAACGUCACAGCCCGAAGCAGAUGGUAGGUAUAUAAGCAUCGCGAGUUCCUACGUGUAGUGCUUUUAACGUUGCCCGACGUCAACUGCCACUGUCACUCUCCCCGAACCUCCGAAGAAACACCUGACAGCGUAACAUGCCACUGUAGCAUCCGGGAACAAGCAGCCAACAACCCUGCUGCAACCACAGAAGAACCCCCCAACCUGGCCACAUCCAACAUUCAUCUCGCUGUAUCUGAAGCAGAUGGAUCAACAUCAACAACCAACUCCCCCUCGUUACGAUCAAUACGUCGAUCCCCUUCCCCCCACCGACGCUUGGGCUUGUUUUUUGUCCGCGAGAUAUUCACAGAGAAAAGCCUUGUACCAAGGUUUGACGGCAACAGAGAAGGAGCUGGUCCGGAAAGAACUCCGUCGUGUUCGCUACUUGAGGGAAUACUUCGAGACCCAACGCCUGUCCCCCAAGCCCAACAGCGCUCCCUUGGUUGUCUUGCUCGAUGAUUCACGAAGGCGUUGGAAGGAACAAGCAAUAAAAAAUUCCAAGGCAGCACUAGCGGAAUUGGCACAGCCAAAUUGCUAUCAUAAGCCUCUUCUCCAGCGAAACCGUUCUCUUUUGCUUCAGGUUCAGCAAUGGUCAACGCAGCCGGCCGAGAACCAGCAAAGGGAAGAAGAGCUGGACCCGGAAAAUUACAUCGAUGGACUGGGUGCACCCGACGAUAGCAUCGACGACAAUCCGAGCGAUCCCAACUAUGGCUACAAUGGUUGGGUGAUUGUGUACGAAAAGGGACAAGGCGGAAUGACCCUCGACCAUCCUCUCUGUCAUGGCCAGUACCCCCAUCAGAAGAUCUCGGUUCAGAAGCUGCUUUAUGACAUAGCCAAUACACCACUCAAGCGCUCGGAGGACAAGAACCAGUUACGCUACUUUCAUCUCCAGGCGAACAACAUGAAGUGGGUGGAAGAUGCCAUUGCAAGAUACUACGGUGAAGCCUCGGGAUUAGACCGUCAACGCAGCACAAUCACACGUGAAAGGGGGAUGUCCAAGCCCACAAAUCGUUUGUCAAACACCGAGAAGUUAUUGAAGCGCGAACUUUGGCAUGGACAGGAACGCGGCGGUAUCGGUACACAUCUUCCACCUCAUGCCCGCCAAAUACGACCUCGUUGCGCUGUUGUCCCAUCCGCGCCAUGCGCCCCACGGACACAUUCAACGUUGGGUUCGCCGACGAGUGCUACCACUAACACAAACGACGUGGUGCUCUUUAUGCCAUACCUACACUGGGAAAUCGAGAAACGACUCACGAGAAUGACGAAUGUCAUACGCAAGACACGUCAGCAGAAGGAGGAAACUUUUUACAUGGAGCGUCUAAACAAGCGUCGAGGAACCUGGGAUAGUGUCGUUGAUAAGGUCAUGACGGCACGUGUCCUUAGACAGGACAGCAUACCCGACGACACAUUUAUCAGCGACAAAUCCAUGGAUGAUGCUCCUUCUUGGCGUCCCAGUAGCCGACUAGGCACUUAUUUAUGGCAUGCAGCGAAGCUCUUUCAACUGAUCGACGAGGCUGCCGACUGGCGGCUGAUCAAUGAUCAUCUUUAUGGCGAGUCCUCCCUGCAUCCGAGACGCACGCUCGAACAAUACAGCAGCUGGACUGCAGAUGAUACAACCAAGCGAGACCGACAACAGGUGGUUUAUCGUGGGACCUGGAUGAAGAACGAUUUGGAGUCAAUUCCCAGGGUGGUAAUGGUUGACCAACUGUGGAUGUGGAUCCUGGAUGAAAAUACCAUAAUCACCGCAUUUCCUCGGAGAUGGGGCCGUAACAAACCUGAUCCCUCUGCAGUCCAUCGAGCAGUCCGGGACUACAUGGCAUCUGUCGAUAAAGGCCAGAUCAAUUCGAUUUACGAUCUUGCUCUCAUCAUCGUUGAUGAAUGUUCCAAAGUCAUCUUCGACAGGACCAAGCCUGAUCUUCGGCCAGAGGUAGUGGACAUAUUCGGUUCCGCCAUAUCCAAGAUUGCGGAAAAGAAGACGGAGUCAUACGAGCGGUUCGGCCGUGACGUCAAGAGGAUGAACACUCAGGAUCCGCUCGAAACCUCCGAGGAGCUGCUUCGCAAGUCCCUCAACAUCAAGUACGAAUGGUCCGUCCUAAUGGAAGCCCAGAGUGUCAUCGACCAGCUACAAAUUAUGCAAGAGAUAUUCACACAGCAGAUUACCAUCAUGACGGACUUUGAGAAGGUACUACGUGGCUUGGGUUCUGGGGUUCCGUCUUCUCAGUUGGACGGUCUGACCUCUACUCUUGAGCGUGCCAGCUCUCUGCUAACUGACAUGAAAUCGAAUCGUGAUGAACUCGCUGACCUUGAGAAGAGGCAAGCUAAGACACGGACCCAGAUCCGGGAAUUGCUUGACAUGAAACAACAGCAGUCGGGAAUCAUCGAAGCCAAAGCGGGUAUUCGACGAGCAGACGAGAGCGUCCUUCAAGGGAGGUCAAUAGUAGUCUUCACUGUUGUGACCAUCUUCUUUCUACCAUUAUCAUUCUUCGCCACCAUGUUCGGUAUGAACGCACGGGAACUAAACGAUGGACAUAUGGGAAUCGGCACCCAGCUGCUGCUAAUGCUCUUUCCCUCACUUGGCAUUACAAUUCUAUCACUCGCGCUUGCUUUCAGUACUCGGGCUCGAAGCCUCAUCUUCGGCGGCUGGCGGUCAUUUGUGGGUGGACUACGGAAGCCAGUGGCAUCUACUCAUCAGUUGAAGGAAGCGUCGGCCCACACGAUACGAAACUUUAUGUUGGAGAAACUCAGGGAACGGGAUGUGCAAUAUGGUGAGAGUCUGCAGGAGCUACCGAUCCACGAGCAUCGGGAAGCACCAACCGAAAAGAGGCCGGGAACUUGGGCAUCUGGGAAGUUUAGCAGUGGUAGCUUGUCACAUCUGUGGACUCGGAGGCGAUCGCAGUAACAACUUGAUUCAAUGGUAUCGAUAUGAGUAGUCAUAAUAUGCAUGCAUUAACUCAAGAAGUGUUUCCGUUCGGGGCAUUGCUGCCGGUGCCGUCUAUCACCAUUCGCAUCACUUAGGGUAUCCAGCCGUCCAACAUUGUCCCCAAAAUCACCAUGAUUCUCCCCCAACAAAGCAGGCAAACGCAGUCAUGCCCAUAAACUCCAAAGAAAACCACAACCAACCUCCCUUAUCACCCAACAAUGCCGCUCACAAUCUCCAACAACUUCCCAGCAACCUCUUCGUGUGCGGUAAUCACUCCCCAAUUCCCAUCCAGCUUCCUUCCCCGUCCAUAAUCAAUCGGCCUCCCCCACAGAUCCGUCACCUUCCCUUUCCCCGCCGUCGCCUCGACGUAAAUCAGCUGUGCGCCCGCGUGGUCCCAAAUAUAGGUGGCCUUGGUCCUCGGCUUGGGUAUGCGGACCUGCACGUGCGAUGGCCCGCCAAGGAUCAUGGCUACGUAUCGCAUGUGUGACGAGUACAGCUCGGUGCCGGGGAAUGAGUAAUUGGGUACGCCGGCCAAGGUGGCGACGCGGGCGACGAGGGAGGAAGAGGUUGCGGGGGUGGAGAGGGAGUCGAUGAAGUGGAGGUUGGACAUGUCUGGUGGGUUGGUUUGGGGGUUUUCAGUGAUGGAGGAGGACUUGGUGAGGGAAAUCGCGGGGAGAAGAUCCGUUUGGGAAGUCUGGUCGGCGAUGGGCCGGAUGGUAGCGCCUUGGGAGCGCACGGCACUGAGGAGGAUGCCGUUUGUUGUUUGUUGUUGAUCCUGAUCUUGAGUGUCAGGGGAUGGGGAUGGGGUGCUAUCCUCGGAGAUUAUGUACGUAGCUGUGCAAGCGGAAGAGGAAGAAGAAGAUGGAGAGGAAGAGGGGAGAGUGAUGCCUAGGUUGGGGCAGCCCAGAACGCCAACCACCUCCCUCCCGCCCUCAAUCAAACACAGGCUCACAGCAUACUGCUGCCCGCGCAUGAACGCCGCCGUGCCGUCGAUGGGAUCCAUAGCCCAGAAGCGGGCGGUGGGUGAGCCGGUGCCACGUCCACCUAGGUCGAUGAGGGACAGCAUCUCGGGAAUGGUUUGCGGCAGUGCUGAUGAGAGCGCUUCAUCGCCUGACUCGGUGGAGGCGCAAGACCGAACCAAAUCGAAUACCUGCCUAGCCAGCACCGGAUCCCCGCGCAAAGCAUCGGCGUCCUCUUCGCCAAUGAACCCGUCGGUCGGAAAGUGCGCGCGGAUGGCGGCGGUGAGGAGCGCUUGCACGGCGAAGUCGGCGGCGGUCACGGGGGAGAAGUCGGGCUUGGAGAUGGAAGCGACGCUGACGCGGCGGUCGGGGUGGUCGUCAUGAUCAAGUUGUGGUGUCGAGGUACCGGAAGUGGAGGUUGAAGAUGUAGAAGUGGAAGAAGGGUUGAGGAUGCCGGCGAGGACGCGGCGCGUGAGGAGGGAGGCGCGUUGCACGGCUAGUUCGGCAAUGUGGCGCUCAUGCUGGUAUGAUGGUUUGGAAGGGUUGGGGGUGGUGACUGUCAUCU